CCUACAGUGAGUGUAACUUGACAGUGGUCCACCCACUGAGGCUGGAGGCUGAGCUGAGCAUCCCUGUUUGUUACAGCACCAGCGAACAAAACGAAACAAAGCCAAAGCCUAAUGCUGACCUUCUGAGCAGACAUGGGCUGCAGGUGGGGAAGGAUUGCUCAUCAUCCAUCGCUGAGUUAGCUGACUCUGGCUGCUAAAACCCAACACUACGUCCAACACCAUGGCUAAGCAGUACGAUGUGCUCUUCCGACUCCUGCUUCUCGGAGAUUCUGGGGUUGGGAAAACAUGUUUGUUAUGCAGAUUUACGGACAACGAAUUCCACCCUUCUCACAUCUCCACCAUUGGAGUUGACUUCAAAAUGAAGACACUAGUAAUAGAUGGUAUCAAAGUACGGAUACAAAUAUGGGACACUGCUGGCCAGGAAAGGUACCAGACCAUCACUAAGCAGUACUACAGACGAGCACAGGGAAUCUUCCUGGUGUAUGAUAUCACAAGUGAGCGAUCUUUCCAGCACAUCAUGAAAUGGGCCAGCGACGUGGACGAGUAUGCUCCUGACAAGGUCCAGAAGAUUCUCGUAGGGAACAAAUCAGAUGAGGUGGACAAGAGGCAGGUGGCCACAGAUCAAGGAAUUAAGCUUGCCAAGGCUUAUGGAAUGGACUUCUUUGAGACAAGUGCCUUCACGAACUAUAAUAUAACAGAGACUUUUACACGACUGGCGGAACAGGUGCUGGCAGCCAAUAAAAAGGACCUGGAUCUGCUCCGGAUGUCCAUGAAUGAUGAGCUUAAUCUUGCUGCUCUGGAGGAGGAGGAGGGACUCUGCGACAGUGCAGCUGGAGACCAGCACAAAGGCUGCUGGUGUUAAAGAAGCUACAUGAAUUUUAAUUGAACAUACACUACCGGUCAAAAGUUUUAGAACAACCCAAUUUUUCUCUUUUGUUAUUGAAAUUUUGCAUGUUGGUGUCUCAUUGUACUCUGAAAUGAAAAAUAAGUUUAAAAAAAUCAAUUUAGAAACCAAAACUUUUGACUCAUCAAAGCAGAUAUACCAGCUGAAUUCACUCAUGACAUUCUUUCCACAAUGGAAAUCAACUAUUUUUCAGAAAGUUCUUCCCAACUCAGUUGCAGAAAUUCCCAUAAAUGUGUGGCACUUGUAGGUUGCUUUGCUUUGCUAGGGGUUUAAGUCAGGAAAAUGUGCUGGCCACUCUGUGUUUUCAAGCUUAUCAUCUUGUCUUUUUUCCCUAAGGAAGUUUUGGCAUAGCUUAGACUUUAUGUUUUGGUUCAUUAUCUUGCUGCAGGACGAACCUCUGACCAACUAGGAACAUACCAGAGGGUACUGCAUGGUGCUACAGAAUGCUGUGGUAGCCAUUUUGGUUCAGGGUUCCGCUCACUCUGUACAAGUCACCGACCCUGGAUCCAGCAAAACAGCCCCAGACCGUCACACUUCCUCCUCCAUGUUUGAUGGUUGAUGUCACACUGAGGAACCAUCCUUUAUCCUACUUGAUGGCAAACAAAAAUCCUGCGUGAUGAACCAAGAUUAAAAUUUUGAUUCAUCAGUCCAUAAUACCUUCUUUCAGCCUUCAGUAGUCCAUUGGUGGUGUUUCAUGGCCCAGGCAAGCCUCUUUUUCUUCUUCUGACAUCUUACCAAUGGCUUUCUUGCUGCAACUCCACCUGUCAAACAUGCAACUCCAAGUCUUCUCUUCACAGUUGAAACUGAGACUCGGUCACUACGACCACUAUUAAGCUGUGCUUGAAGCUGUUGUCCUGUGAGCUGCCUAUAAAGUUGCUGACCUUCAGAAACUUGUCUUAUGAUUCUGUUGCGGCUUUGGGUCUUCCAGACCUCUUCCUGUCAGAGUUUCCCCCAGUUUCUGUGUGCCUUUUGAUGGUGAAGAAAACAGUACUUAUUGACACCUUGACUUUAUUCACAAUUUCUCUGUAGGAAAGACCUACAUUUUUAAGUGUUAUGAUGGUCUGUCUCUCUUCUGUUGUUAAUUGCCUUUACCUCACCAUUUUUAUAGCAGCACACUACUUUCUGCAGUGCAAUACUGUAGAAAUAAUGCUCUGGAGGGUUUGGUGCCAUGGUGUGUUCCAACACCUCUUUUAUGCAGUCAGAGGGGGUUGUAAGUAAUCAAGAAAAGUUGGUACAGCUGUAGGAUUUGGUAACACCAACUUUCAAGGCUUGAUCAACCUCUAUUGCUGCAGAACAGCUUUAAGUUGUUAACCCAUUUCUUGUUCCCGAAAAGGCCAAUUUGUAGAAUUCCUAAAUGUACAUUGUUUUUUCAGUUUUGAGGAACCUUACCUUUUUUUUGUCCUCUGACAGUUCACCACUUACCUUUGUACCAUUUCAAGCUAUUCAUUGGACUUGAACUAUUUGAAUUUCAAUAAAAAACUGGAAAAAUUGUGGGGUUCUUAAACCUUUGACAGGUAGUGUAUGUCACCGCCACACACUUUGCCCACUUUUGGAAAAAUGUGUCUCAUUUUGUUUUAGCCUAAAAUAAAGAGGCACAGCUAGCUACAAUUUUGAAACCAGCUGUGUCCCACAGUUUUAUGGAGCAAUGACAAAAAUGCUAAAAAGCUGUUUGAAAGCAGUUUCAAGGAUAAAUCGAGAAACAUUUUCCCCCAAGAUGCCAGGUGUGUGGUGAUUUAACAAACUGAAGGUCUAAAUGUCAAGAUUUCCCUCUGAGGGAUGGAAUGUUCAUUGUCUAAAGUAUUAACUCUUGCUCAAUUCAGUGUGUCUUUGAUGUGACUAAAUGCAAUUCAUGUCCACCACAAAUUUUGCAAUUGAAAGAGAAGUUCCAGGAGAACUGAAAAUGAGGAUUUGAUCAUCUUUUCUUGAUAGACUUAAUAAGUAGUCAUAAUGUAGAGCAUAAGGAAUGACUUGGAAUUGCCCAAUGAUGACUUGAAACUGUUGCAUAUUAUCUUAUUUUUAAAUUCGGUGUCUGAUAUCGAUCUUUCCAAAUCAGCAAAGUGACUGGUAUAACUCUAGCCUGCAUCCACCCCUUUAGUGUUUUCUUUUUUGAGCAUCGACAUUCAUGGCCUUUCUUCGGUUGAAUGCUUUGAUGUAGUGUAUAUGCAUUUACCACAAGAGGGUGCUACAUGCAUUUCAAAUACAGCCUUGAGUUGUGGUCACACACUAUUUUUUCUUUUCCUUCCUGUUUGUUUUUGGUUGUAAUUGCACUUGCAAUAGCUACCUUUAAAAGAAUGAAAGAAUUAAAAAUAUAUGCAGCAAUUUCAUUAUUUUUUGGUUUUCAUGCAAAUGUUGACUACACAGAGCCUAUUUCAGUUUGUGAUGUCAUUUAUCCAAGUUUUCGGAUAUAUCGGAGUAGGUUAUUGAGAGCAAAAUUAUUCCAUUUCUCUGUAGCAAAACAGAACAUAGAUUUUUUAUUUGUUUGAAGCAGAAAAAUUUCCUAAGUUCAAAUGGUUUGAUAACUGCCCAUUGUAAUGUGUUUGUUUGAAGCAGAAAAAUUUCGUAAGUUCAAAUGGUUUGAUAAUUGCCCAUUGUAAUGUAUAUACCAGAUUUUUGAAAGCAUCAUACAUUGAUAUAAUCUUAAGCAUAUAUUCACCUUGAAUUUGACUGUAUUACCAUUAGAGGGCUGUAUAAAAAGUCCACAUGGGUAUUCUAGAUGGUUUGAAAUAUUCCCUUUGUGAAAAUAACGUUUUGGUCAUUCUGUCCUUUUCUCACUGUUUUGUACAGAGUCCAGUGGAGAUGCCAUUUCUUUUCCCCACAGAUUUGGGAAGUUUUGCAUGCAGUUUUCCCUAUUUUAUUGCAACUUCAGUGAAGUUAAUUAUCACCUGAGCGUAAUACAAGUAUAGCAUUUGACCAGAGUUGCCUGUUAGAGAGUUAUACAGAUUGACCAUCAUAGAAAGAACUUUGGCUACUUUUUUGCAACUUAGUAUUACUAAAUUCUAAUCAAAGAAAUUGUUAAUGUGUGCAACAUGUGAAAUGGCAGUAUGUUGUCCUGAAUGACGUUCUGGACUAAACUCUAGAUACACAAUGUAUCUGUGUUGUUUUCAGGAACUUUUCUUUUAGGGUACUUUAAUCGUAUUUGUGAAAAUGUAUUAAAUGCAACAUGUAAAAUGCAACAUGUUAGUCUUGGAGAAAAGAUGUCAGUUGUUUAUGAGUAAAUACUUGCAGAUAUA
Molecule: messenger RNA, 4134 nt
Organism: Acanthochromis polyacanthus (spiny chromis)
Lineage: Eukaryota; Metazoa; Chordata; Actinopteri; Pomacentridae
Gene: rab15
Product: RAB15, member RAS oncogene family
Exons: 7
Coding region: 221-862 (213 amino acids)
Biological process (GO): Rab protein signal transduction
Molecular function (GO): GTP binding; GTPase activity
Source: RefSeq, a predicted model, not a curated record